This is a messenger RNA of Melanotaenia boesemani (Boeseman's rainbowfish), 1507 nucleotides long. It is a transcript of the gene alad, whose product is annotated as aminolevulinate dehydratase. The transcript is spliced from 12 exons. Gene Ontology annotation, molecular function: zinc ion binding; porphobilinogen synthase activity. Bases 104 to 1099 code for a protein of 331 amino acids. Gene Ontology annotation, cellular component: cytosol. Gene Ontology annotation, biological process: heme biosynthetic process. The record is from RefSeq and is a predicted model, not a curated record. Lineage: Eukaryota; Metazoa; Chordata; Actinopteri; Atheriniformes; Melanotaeniidae.
GGUGAACACCACAGAAGAAGAAACAUUUGCACUAACUAAACUGAAGUGUGGAGGAGUAGCUGCUUCCCUUCUUCAGAGGUAGUUUUUGCACUCAAGGGUAAAGAUGCAGACCCCAGCAGAGUCCGUUAUCCACAGCGGUUAUUUCCACCCAACACUCAGAUACUGGCAGACCUGUGCAGCCAAUCUGAAACCAGACAAUCUCAUCUACCCAAUCUUUAUUACAGACAGUCCAGAUGCUGUGGAGCCUAUUGGCAGCCUACCAGGACAGGCAAGAUAUGGGGUGAACAAGCUGGAGGGGAUGUUGCAGCCGCUUGUGCAGAAUGGCUUGAAAUGCGUGCUCAUUUUUGGUGUCCCAGCAAAAAUAGCAAAGGAUGACAGGGGUUCUGGUGCCGACACGGACGACACGCCUGCUGUACUGGCAGUUAAAAAAAUCCGAUCUUUGUUCCCGGACCUGCUGGUGGCGUGCGACGUCUGUUUGUGCCCCUACACAUCACAUGGACAUUGUGGUAUCCUGAAUGACGACGGCACUCUGAACAAUGACGCUAGCUGUCUGCGCUUGGCAGAAGUAGCCCUGGCCUACGCACGGGCUGGUUGUCACAUCAUCGCCCCCUCCGACAUGAUGGAUGGAAGAAUCAGAGCCAUAAAACAAGCGCUGCUGUCAAAUGGUUUAGGAAACAAGGUUUCUGUGCUAAGCUACAGCGCAAAGUUUGCCUCAUGUUAUUAUGGUCCUUUCAGGGAUGCUGCACAGUCGAAGCCUGCAUUCGGAGACAGGCGCUGUUAUCAGCUGCCUCCUGGUGCAAGAGGACUGGCCAUUCGUGCCGUUGAGAGGGAUGUGAGAGAGGGAGCAGACAUGCUGAUGGUGAAACCAGGUCUGCCAUAUCUGGACGUUGUGAGGGAAGUGAAAGACAAGUUCCCCUCUCACCCCCUGGCUGUGUACAACGUGUCAGGAGAGUUUGCCAUGAUGUGGCACGGAGCGCAGGCCGGAGCAUUCGACCUGAGGGCCGCGGUGAUGGAGGCCAUGACGGCCUUCCGCCGGGCAGGUGCUGACAUCAUCAUCACCUACUAUGCACCCCAACUGCUCACCUGGCUGAAGGAGUAAAGCAUCAAGAGCUGCGAUGGAUGGAGAUGGACCAACAAGCACUUCUUUAAAGUUGCAAACGUGUUGUUGAAUUAGCCGUGCUAGCUAAGGGAAAUUAACUUGGGAGAGUUAUGAGUUUAGACUUUGUGUGGAGGUAACGUUUCUGCAUCUGAACGCUGAGAAUGUAAACGCUGAUUGAUGAUUGGUGGUUUGUUUUUAUGACACGUAGCUGAAUUCCUGCGUGUCAUUGAGGUCAGUAUUAAACGGGAAAUCUUCACUGAAGUGAUUCUAAAAUGUAUAUUUGUUUGAAUCAUGGCAACACAAGUAUUUCAUACGGUAUGUGAUCUCCCUGCCUGAGGUGGGCUUUAUAUCAUCUCUAAAUAUAUCUUGUACAGAAUCAACCUGAGGAAAUAAAAUCAUUGAUUCAGA